This is a messenger RNA of Arachis duranensis, 1227 nucleotides long. Its product is annotated as glycine-rich cell wall structural protein. Lineage: Eukaryota; Viridiplantae; Streptophyta; Magnoliopsida; Fabales; Fabaceae. The record is from RefSeq and is a predicted model, not a curated record. The transcript is spliced from 5 exons. The coding region runs from base 1 to 1227 and encodes 408 amino acids.
AUGGUAUUGCCAGUGUUGACGAGAGAAUUUGAUGCAGAGGAUGUGUGGGUGGUGAACGGCAGGGAAUGCGAGGGUGGUGGGGGAAGGGGUGGUAAUGGGGCGGAUAAGGGCGGAUUUUUGCUCUACCCGACCCCGCCCCGCCGUACAACAAACUGCCUAGAACCCGUCCCGUUUUUAUCCGCGGGUUUUGCUACAAUGAGAGUUGUUAUUUCGAAGGGCAUUGUGGUUUCGUGUUGCUUGGGCGUUAUUAUUAUUGUUGCACUUGCUGCUGAUGCAAGGAAACUUGUUGACGAUGACAAGCAUUUGAUCCGUCCAAUUCCACCUCAUUUGUUCAAGAAAGGGUUUAGGCAUGGAAGGUUUGGAGGAGGUGGGAUUGGUGGUGGUGCUGGAUUUGGUGUCGGUGGAGGGUUGGGGGGAGGUGGUGGUUUUGGUGGUGGUGCUGGAUUUGGUGGUGGAGGUGGACUAGGGAGUGGUGGUGGCUUAGGUGGCGGAGCCGGUGGAGGUGGUGGUGUUGGAGGAGGUGCUGGUGGUGGGAUUGGUCAUGGUGGAGGUUUAGGUCAUGGUGUUGGAGGUGGCAUUGGUAGUGGUGGUGGUGGUGGCGGUGGAGGUGGCUUUGGAGGUGGUGGUGGUGAUGGACUUGGCGGUGGCGGUGGGCUUGGUCAUGGAGGAGGACUAGGUCAUGGCAUUGGUGGUGGUGUAGGCGGUGGAGGUGGCUUUGGAGGAGGUGCUGGUGGUGGUGGACUUGGCGGUGGCGGUGGGCUUGGUCAUGGAGGAGGACUGGGUCAUGGCAUUGGUGGUGGUGUAGGAGGUGGAGGUGGCCUUGGAGGUGGUGGUGGAUUUGGUGGUGGCGGUGGUUUUGGUCAUGGAGGAGGACUAGGUCAUGGUGGUGGAUUAGGUCAUGGUAUUGGUGGUGGCAUUGGUGGUGGAGGUGGUGGUGGAAUAGGAGGUGGUGCAGGUGGAGGAGGUGGAGUUGGUGGGGGAGCUGGUGGCGGCAUUGGAGGUGGUGGUGGUGCAGGUGGAGGCGGCGGCUUUGGUGGCGGCGGUGGAGUUGGAGGUGGUGUAGGUGGAGGAGGAGGGUUUGGAGCUGGUGGAGGGUUUGGAAAAGGUGGAGGUGGUGGAUUUGGCGGUGGUGGUGGUGGCGGCUUUGGAGGUGGUGGCGGUUUUGGGGCUGGUGGCGGUGCUGGAUUUGGUGGUGGAGUUGCCGUUGGUGUUGGUGGUGGCCAUUAG